Messenger RNA from Lycium barbarum (goji berry), 879 nucleotides. RefSeq lists its product as uncharacterized. The record is from RefSeq and is a predicted model, not a curated record. The coding region runs from base 1 to 879 and encodes 292 amino acids. Lineage: Eukaryota; Viridiplantae; Streptophyta; Magnoliopsida; Solanales; Solanaceae. The transcript has a single exon.
AUGUCGUUCGACUUGACUAAUGCUCCAGCCACGUUUUGCACUCUGAUGAACCAGGUCUUUUGGGAAUACAUUGAUGAGUUUGUGGUGGUCUACUUGGAUGACAUUGUGGUGUAUAGCAAAACGCUGGGUGAACACCUGGAGCACCUGAGGAAAAUCCUAACUCAGUUGCGGGAGCAUGAGUUGUACGUGAAGUUAUCUAAAUGCUCCUUCGCCCAAAAACAGAUUGACUUCCUAGAACAUGUUAUCGAAGAAGGUCGCAUCAAGAUGAAACAACAAAAGAUCCAGGAUGUCACAGAUUGGCCGCCACCUAAGGAUAUUCUCGCCUUGAGGGCGUUCCUUGGCCUAUGCAAAUUUUAUCGACGGUUCGUCAAAAACUACUCUCUCAUUGCAUUGCUACUGACAGAGCUCCUCAAGAAGAUCACACCUUUGGAUUGGGCGCCAAAGAAAGCAGAAGCCUUCGACUCACUGAAAGUGGCUAUGUCUAAUAGCCCCGUCUUGGCCUUUCCUGACUUGACCAAACCGUUCAAAGUAAUAAACGGAUGCCUCUGGAUAUGGAUUGGGCGGAGUCUUACUACAAGAGGGGCACCCGGUUGCAUAUGCGAGCUGAAAGUUGAAGGAUGCGGAACGACACUAUGCCGCCCAAUAGAAGGAAUUGUUGGCUGUCGUCCACUGCUUACGCCUUUGGAGGCACUAUCUUCUAGGGACCUAUUCGUGGUGAAGACGGACAACACUGCUGUCAGUCAUUUCAUGACCCAGCCAAAGCUAAAUGGUCGACAGGCUAGAUGGCAGGAACUUCUAGCAGAAUUUCACUUCAAGCUAGAGUACCGAAGUGGGAAGACCAAUCAUGUCGCAGACGCACUAAGUCAAAGGGCUGCCUAA